AUGGGAAAUCUACAAAGUAAACCGGUAGCGCGGCCUGUUAUCAGUGAUGACGACCCAACAUUACCACUGAGCAGAAAAAUUGCCAUUGUUGGAAUUGGAUGCCGAUAUGCAAAUGGAAUCGACAGCGUUAGUAAAUUCUGGAAAAUGUUGACGGACAAAAUCGACUGUACAACACCUCCCACAGAAGAUAGUUCUUUUGGGUUUGGGGGUGCAAAUGCACAUCUGGUAUUUGAAGCAUAUAACCCACCCAAUGAGAAAAGACUGCCAAAGACAAGAAAGAAGGAAAUGAUAGGACCCAUAGUUGGAGAUGAAGUAUCUUUACCAAUACUUCUAGUUCUUUCUUCUGCAACAAAAGAAGGAUUAGUGAAUUGCGUGGCAGACUGGAUUAGUUAUUUGGAGAAUGAGAUUGGACAAAACCACACCAAUUUUAUAAAUGCUGCAUUCACAGCUAGUAUGAAGUCACAGCAUCAUUCAUAUAGAAUAGCAAUAAUAGCAAGAACAAGAGAAGAUGCCAUUGCAGAACUGAGAAAACGACGAGAUGGAAAGCCAUCACCUAAUUGUGUUGAAGGCACUUCUAAUGACGACAGAACUCCAAUAGUAUUUGUAUUUUCCGGUAUGGGUACUCAGUGGUGGGGAAUGUCACGGCAGCUAAUGAAUUCCGUUCCGCAUUUUCGUGAUACAAUAAAGAAAAUUGACAUGAUUCUUCAUAAAUGGGGCGCUAAGUGGUCACUUGUACACUUGCUUAUGCAAGAAACUAACCCAGAUGCCAUAGCCAGUACAGGAAGACUAGAUACGUCAUUUUUUAUCUAUCCUGGGGGGCCAGACAAGAAAACGUUGGGUAAGAUGUACAACAAAUGUGGUGGAUACCUAACACAAGAUGUUUACACCUUUGACAGACAAUUCUUCAAGAUUCCUCCAGAUGAAGCGAAUAACUUGGAUCCUCAAGUGAGAAUUCUACUUGAAGUGGUUUGGGAAACACUGGAGGAUGCUGGAAUAAAACCAUCUUCAAUACGAGGGUCAAAUACAGGCGUGUAUGUUGGCUCUACUGCCAAUGAGUAUUCAUCAAUGUCUUUAUAUCCAUUUGACAACAUUACCCAGUAUACAAACUCAGUACUACAUUCCAUUGAAGUAAUACAAGAUCGAUUAGCCAGCAGUAAUCUCAAUGAUGAAUUGGAUAUUGCUGCCAUAAAUAGUCCCUUGCAGAUUGUAAUUUCGGGUAAAACAAGUGCAAUUAAGCAAUUUAGUGAAGAAUUGAAGGCAGAUGGUAUUAAAAGCAUGAUCUUAAAAGUCAAUAAUGCGUUUCACAGUCAUCAGCAAGAAGCCAUCAAAACGAGAUUUCUGAAAAAGUUGAAGUUUCUUUCUGAACACAAGAAGAGAAAUGUUGGAUUAUACACUCAAUCUAUUCCUAUGAUGUCAACAGUCACCAAACAAUACAUAUCUUCUGAGAAUAUCAUGGAUCCCCAAUACUGGUGGAAAAAUGUACGAUACCAAGUCAAGUUUAUGACAGCCAUUGAAACACUCGUGAAUGAAGGCUAUACUUGUUUUCUGGAAAUCGGACCCCAUCCAGCAUUAAUUCCUCCUAUGAAUGAAGUUGCACUAAUGAUGAAGCCACAACCUAGUAAGUUUUCUGUGACCCAUUCAAUAAAACGACCGAAAGAUACACAGUCUUUAGCAGAUGACAUGACUCAUUUGUGCCAGGCACUAGGGAAACUAUUUGUUGAAGGCUGCCAGGUAGAUCUACAAGUAUUAUUCUGUAGCAAAAAAUGUGAACUGGUACAAGUCCCAACUUAUCCAUGGCAACGAGUACACUGCACUGUUGAAACCAAAAUCAUUAGGAGUAUGUAUAGAUUCCCGAUGGAAAACCAUGCUUUACUUGGCAAAGAACUAGAAGUAUCUUCAUUUUCCAACUCUCAGACCCGUGUCUGGAAUUCUGAGAUUUCUCAAGUUGUUCUUCCAUGGAUGAAUGAUCAUAUUGCCCAAGGCAAUGUUAUUUUACCAGCAACUGCAUAUGUUGAAACUGCAUUAGCAGCAUCCAGAUCUAUGUCUACUGAUGAUACUGAGAUACAUCUGCAGAAUUUAGUUUUUAAACGAUUCCUAUAUGCACCAUCUUCUAGUGCAAUACUUGAAACUACAUUGGAAAAAGAUGGAGAGAAUUCAAAGUUUUCACUCAGAAGCAAAGACAAGAAUAGGAAUCAAUGGACAUUACAUGCAACAGGUGAUGUCAAAUUGAUGAUGGAUAAUGGUAAUUCAUCCAACGCUUGGCAUCCUUCAAAGUGUGAUUUUAAAGAAGUUAGAUACAGAUGUCAACAGAUGAUUUCUCAUGAUGGAUUCUAUUUGAAAGCUGCUCAAAGUGGAUUUAACUUAGGAGAUUCCUUCCACUCUGUUAACAGUAUUCUACACAAUGCUGAUUUUUCAGAGGUACUGCUCUUUGCUGAGAGGUCUUUAGCUGUAAAGAGGGAGGGUAAGAGGUACAUAUUCCACCCAGCCUACCUUGAUGCAGUGUUCCAGACAUUUGCAGUUAUCCAGCUGGCUAAAGAUAAAAACGAAGCAGAUGAAAAUGGAAUACCAUUUGAUCCAGUGUUUGGUGUACCACACUCGAUCGGAGAGAUGAAAUUCAAGGGAAUGGUACCUAAUUCAAUAAUCUGUCAUAUUGAAGUAGAUAAAAAUGACCAGAAUGAAUAUGUUUGUAAUGCUGUAAUGACUGAUGCAAUCAAUGGCGAUGUGUUCUGCUUGAUGAAACAUUUGAAAUUUGCAAAGAUUUUAUCUUCAACAGAACAGCUUCGGCUGUGGUCGGUAAGCUGGCAGAAAAUUUCUUCUACUGAAGUCACUCCUGUCAAAUACAUAAGAGAAGAAGGGCUCACAGAAAACCUACAACCCGAUAAGACAGCUAUAGAAAAUAUAACAUUGACUCCCAUUAAUGAAGCAAAAGCUGUUCUGGUUAUCCCUGAUCUGCAAGGUUUUUCCCAACUCUUGAAAGUUAUGCUCCAGUCAAAUGGAGUUAAAGUAAUGAUUACUUCAUCAUACACCCCAGAAGACAAAAGGGAAUGGAAUAGUGAGUUGAAGAAGGCCAUUAAUAUGUUUAUGCCGACUGAUGUUAUCAUAGCAUCAUCAUUGGAUGUUGACCAGGAUUUGAACUCACUAAAUUCCUGGAGGAGUUUCACGCAUACCCAGUCAGUUGGGGGAAUCCUUGCUGUAAAUGUAUACAGUAUACUUAAACAACUUGAAGUUGAAGUAGAGUCUCCACCAACGUUGUGGUUGUUAACACGAUGUUCCCAAGCUGUUGCUGAAUAUGGAGAAACCAUACCUUCAAAUGUUGGAGUUCAAGCAGUUGGUAUAACCAUUAUGCAUGAAGAUCCUGAGUUUCCAGUCAAAACAGUUGACCUUCCAUUGCACUGUGAUGUUUCUAAAUUAGCAGAAAAUGUAUCAAAUCUAAUCCAAAGACCACUGCCAUUUGAAAAUCAGAUUGCACUCAGACCUUGCAGAAGUACAGAAUCUGGACAAACCCCUGAGACAGACAUAAUAUUUGACUUAUAUGCACCAAGAUUGCUGGUUGAACCAAAAUCGACUUACACUGGUAGAGUAACAGCAGAUAAAUGGAGGAUGGAAAUGAGUGAUGCUGACUUCCACUUCAGUAAUGAAUCAACUGACCUUGGUGAUGUGCAGCAAGGCAAAGUCAAGAUCAAGGUUGAAGCAUUUAUGCCACUCAUAGUCCAAGAGGAAUCAGCAUUAGAAGACAAUGUGAAUGUAUUCGCUGGAAAAAUAACAAAAGAAGGCCAGAAUGCAUUAGCUCAUAUGUCUGGAGAAAGAGUGAUUGGCUUGGUAGACUGUUUGUCAUCUGAAAUAAUCAUCAAUGAGGAAUACAUUUGCAAGGUACCAGACGAAAUAUCUUGUGUAGCUGCUGUUCAUAUUGCUAGAAAACAACUGCUACCAUACCUUGCAUUGACACACAUUGCCCAAGUACAUGACAAAUCUACAAUAUUGAUGUAUGUAAAUGAUGAGAUUGAUGAAUCUGAAACAACCAUAACAAACAUAGGAAGAUUACUGGGUGUGCAUGUACAGACCAGCAGAAAUUUGGGAAGACAAACAAGUGCCCUUGUGAAUGGAGGCGAAAGUGUGCAUCCUAUCAGUCAGCUUGACAAGUUUGAUCUAAUAAUCUUGAGACAUGGUGAGGAACUGAAGCAAGAGCAAAUUAGCCUGAUAUGUUCUAAAUUGAAUCCAUUUGGAAAAAUCCUUUUCUUCCAUGAAAGAAAUUUAGUAAAGUUCCCAUCUCACAUACAAGUACUGAGUCUAGAUUUUAGAAUGUUUCAUAGUCAGGCACAAGGGUGCGUGAUCUUUCAAGAAAAAAUGCUAGAACUCAUGCAUUUUCUACUUCGCCAUGGUGAUAUAUCACCAACAUGUGAGUCAGAGUCCCCUACCAAGUUGUUAUCUGAAGUUUCUGCAUUUAGGAAUGUUGAGUUGAAUAUGACAGUCAUAGCUGUUGAUAAGGUGGAAGUUCCUGUCUUGCUUGAUAUGGAUGAUGGUGAUAUCAGGUUCAAUCCCAAAGCAGCUUAUUUGAUUACUGGUGGUAACAAAGGGUUUGGAUUAGAGAUGGUGCAAUGGCUUGCCAAUAGUGGAGCUGGUUAUAUCAUUACAUUCUCAAGAAGUGCACCAGAUGUAGAAGCUCAACAUAAAUUUGAUACAAUACAGAAAAGAACAAAUGUCAGUAUACUACCAAUGAGAGUAGAUGUAACAGACAGAAAUUCACUUGAAAACGCCUUUACCAAGAUCAAAGAGAAUGAAACAAUACCAGCAUUAGAAGGAAUAUUCCAUUGUGCAGUAGUUUUCCACGACAACCUACUCAAGGAUAUUACUGAAGAAGAGUGGAAUUCAGUGAUGGCGGCAAAAGCAUAUGGCGCUCUUCUUCUACAUCAACUCAUCAAGCAGUUUGAAUUCCCAAUCAGAUAUUUUGUCAUGAUGUCAUCAAUUAUUGCGCUAAUUGGAAACUCAAGCCAAGCUAGCUACUGUUCUGCAAACAUGUUCUUAACUAGUCUGGGUCAGCUGAGAAGGAGUCAAGGUCUGCCAGCCACAGUUCUGCAUGCAGGGGUUAUCAAUUCAACCGGGUUUGCUGCCAGAAAGGGGUAUGUUGCUAUAUGGGAUGCAAAAGGAGUGAAGAGUAUGUCACCUGCACAACUUCUCUAUGUCCUUGGUUGCGCAAUCAUGGCAAAAUGCACAGCCCUAGGAAUUACAUCAAUGUACAAUAAGAAGAAAUACUACGAUAUGAAUAAACACAUGAUCAUCAAUCACUUGAAGGGAGAUCCCGGUCUAUUUUCUAUCUUUAAAAAGCUAAUCACAAUUGAAGACAAAUACUUAGAAGAUUCUAAUGAUAAUGUGGUGAACAAAAUUCGUUCAGAAGAUCUAUCAUCAGCCAUCAGAAUAAUAGAAGAACAUGUUUGUGAUUAUUUGAGACGAGUUCUUGGAAUAUCAGGGGAGGUGCAAACUAAUGUUUCUCCUUUUUCACUUGGUCUUGAUUCUAUGAUGUCAGCAGAAAUGAGUUCUGUAUUAACAAAUCUGUUUGGUGUCUUACUUCAACCAGUUGAGCUUCUGAAUGACCAAAUGACAAUCAAUAGUUUAAGUGAAGAAAUAUAUUAUAAGGUGCUUGGGAGCAGCAGCUCAGAAAAUAAGCAGGUUACAAUUCAAGAACGCAGUGUUCCCAAGCUUUUUGUAAUUGAUGGGCCGCAGAAGGAAUGUCAUUUCCAGCUAGUAUGUUUCCCACCUAAUGGUGGAGGAACUUCCGUAUUCAAGCAUUGGUACCAAUCAUUGCAUAAACAUGGUAUACAGACAGUAGUUGUCCAGCCCCCAGGGUGGGAAGGCAGAGAAAGCGAGAAACCUACAAAGAAGUUACAAAAUCUGGUUUCACUUAUCGGUGAUCAGUUACAGCCAAUACUCUUGACAGGAAAGCAUAUCUUCUAUGGCCACAGUCUUGGAGGUUUGAUUGCAUUUGAAGUAGCACACUACAUAAUUGCUAAGUAUGGUAUGUGUCCAGUCCAGCUGUUUGUCGGUGGCUGGUAUGCUCCAUCAAUGCCAUAUCCACAUCCCAAUGAUUACAAUGUUCCAUUUGCAGCUCUAUACACGUCAUCCAAUAUCUCAGACAUUUUACGAGAAUAUGGAGCAUUCAAAUUCAUAGAUGAUGCUGUAUUAAACAACUCAGCUGUAUUGGCAAGACUACUGCCAUGUUUUGAAGCAGGACUGGAAAUUUGCAAAUCGUACAAAUAUGCCCACCUUACACAGCUGCCGUGUGAUCUGACUGUUUUUGUAGGCAGUAAAGAUGAGUUUAUCAAGCCAUACAUGGUGGAUGGUUGGCAAAAAGAAAUAAAUCAACAGUCAAAGUUCAAGAAAAUCACUCUCCCUGGGAAACAUCUCUUUCUUUUGACAUCGGCACCUAUAUUGCUCAAGGAGUUCAUCAAGACCAGUUUUACAUGUACUACUGUCAAUGGUAUUUCAAUGGCGGUGCGGGAAGUUGGAGACAUAACGCAACAGAAGACUAACUUGAAACAUGAUGCUGCAAUUCAAGCUGGUGUCAGCUUUUUGAGUCAUGAUUCGGAUCUGCUGUUGUAUUAG
Messenger RNA from Saccoglossus kowalevskii, 6597 nucleotides. RefSeq lists its product as uncharacterized. The record is from RefSeq and is a predicted model, not a curated record. Gene Ontology annotation, molecular function: 3-oxoacyl-[acyl-carrier-protein] synthase activity; fatty acid synthase activity. Gene Ontology annotation, biological process: fatty acid biosynthetic process. NCBI's taxonomy places the organism in Eukaryota, Metazoa, Hemichordata, Enteropneusta, Harrimaniidae.